Molecule: messenger RNA, 3009 nt
Organism: Cutaneotrichosporon oleaginosum
Lineage: Eukaryota; Fungi; Basidiomycota; Tremellomycetes; Trichosporonales; Trichosporonaceae
Biological process (GO): positive regulation of rRNA processing; positive regulation of transcription by RNA polymerase I
Cellular component (GO): nucleolus
Molecular function (GO): RNA binding; protein binding
Source: RefSeq, a predicted model, not a curated record
CAAUCUCGACGCCGUGCAGUCACCUCUCCCAACCACAACACAAUGGCCGAGCCAUUGAUUCUCCCAACACAAAAGUCUUCGACGAAGAAGAGGCGAGAGGCCAAGGGCAAGGAGCGAGAGCGCGCGCGCGAACAAGUUGCAGCUGCGUCUGGCUCAGCGGCAGGCCCCUCCAAGCACAAGUCCAAGGCCAAACAGGAACCGACGGAGAGCUGGGACUGCAUUCCCAUCGCGCGCAGCGAAGUGUCGUCGGUGCCCCCUGUGUGGUCCAAAGAUGGGCGAUUUUACUUCACUGCGGCGGGGACGUCGGUCUUUGUUCACUCGUCAACAGGCCCCAACUUUGAGCGGCUGUCAACGCUGUCCUCCACCGACCCUAACGGACACCGCAAGACGAUCAACGCGCUGCUUGUGCAUCCCACAAACGCGCUCCAGAUCAUCACGGCGUCGGAUGACGGCACCGUCAAGGUCUGGGACUGGGUGGAGGGCCGACUUGUGCGAACCAUUGUCGCCGCCCAGAACGGGCACGUGAAGCAAAUCUGCCUCGGCGAGCACAAUGGCGUGUGGUGGAUCUAUGCCAACAUCAGCACUGUCAAGUCCAAAUCGGGCAAGCACUCGAAUACUGACCCCACAAAUCUCUCGCACAAGGUAGUGCGCAUGCCAAUCUCGGGCCAUGCCAAGGAGGGAGAUACGGCUCCAAUUGUGCAGCAGUUUGGCAAGCUGCGAGCCCCGCCGGCCGCUCUGUUCCUCUCCCCACGGUCGAAUUAUCUUGUUUCGCUGGCCGGCACCAAGGUGUAUGUCUACCGCCUGCCCAAGGACGUCGCGGCGGACGGCUCAUGGAGGCCUCAGUGCGUCAAGUUCGUUAGCGACGAGAUCUUUACGUGUGGUGCAUUCGCUCCACACAGGCGAUCAAGGUCCGGCGCAGAGCAGGAGGAGUGGUUUGCGACGGGUGAUGUGAAGGGCGUGGUCCGGUUGUGGCCUGCGCUCGCCCCCGCCUUGAGGCGGCUCGACGCGGGUGCGGGCCAAGCACAGCAAAACGACACCGAAAAGCGGCUGGAGACGACCUCGUUGCAUUGGCACGCGCACGCGGUUGCAGCGAUUGCCUUCACCACCGCGGGUGCGCAGAUCCUGUCCGUCGGCGAGGAAAGUGUGCUGGUCCAGUGGCACCUCGCUUCGGGCAACAGGGAGUACAUCCCUCGACUAGGUGGACGGCCAAUUCUUAGUGUGGCUGUGCGACCUGGAGCGCGUGGCGUGCAGGAUGAGUUCUGGAUGGGCUUCGCGGACGGCUCAAUGAUGCGCGUCGGUGCCGUUACCGGUGCGGUCUCCCCAGUCGGGCAGGAUGUCCGCCUCGAUCCGCUGCGGCCCACCUCGAAGCGCGCCUACCCUCUCGCCGUGCACCCCGUGAGCAAGGCUCUUGUUGUGCCGUCCUCGCAUCCCUCCACGUUGCAGUUCAUCGAUCCACUAGAGUCAAGUGUCCUCUUCGACUUGGAGGUCGCCCCGUCCAACCGAGUUUCCCGGCGCGACGAGAAGGAGCUGGAACCCGUGGCCGUUGAGAUGGUGGCAUUCAGCGCGGUGCGCGACGGGCGCUCUGAGUGGAUGGCAACGGUCGAGGGCCGCCCGGCCGACGAGACUGAAGGUGGCGGCCUGGUCAGGACGCUGAAGUUCUGGCGCUGGAACGGCGACCGUUAUGUCAUCAACACGCAAUAUCCGCGUCCACACGGGACCGAGGACCUUACGGCGCUUGCGUUCGGCGAGACUGGCACCGAGCCCUUUGUCGUCACCGCCGCUUCUAGCGGGUCCGUCAAGCUGUGGCACGUGCGCCAGGCUAAGAAGAGUGAACAGGGCAAGACGUCGUCGAAGAAGCCGGAGAUCGCUGAAUUGUACUGGUCGCUUCGCUCGACUUUCAACUAUCGCGCACUCCCGGUGCACGCCGGGGGCUUCUCCCCGGACGGCUCGCUCGUUGUCCUUGUCCAUGGGCCCGUCAUUACCCUUUGGAACGCCGCAACGAACGUUUUCGUGCGCGCCCUCGAAUCCCCAGUGGACGCACGCAAACUGGCCUUUGCGGGUCCUGAGGGGCGAUAUAUAGUCACGGCAGCACGUAUCGGCGUGGCUGUCUGGGACGUACUCUCGUGCGAGCUGGUCGCGACACUGCCCAACCAGGCGGCGGACAUGCUCGUCGGCCUGCGCUCGGGCAUUCUGGCAGGGCGCGUCGUCCCGCAAAAGGGCACCGAGGCGAAAUCGAAGACAGAGGUGACAAUCCUUGCACCCAACGGCGCUGCCGGUCGCACGGUGACUCUUGCCGUGGAGCUCUCGGCUCUGGCCUCCUUGCCGUCUUCUGCUGUGCACCUCGUUGGUAUCGCUUCCAGCGGCGAGAUCUACCGCUUCGGCGAGCUGCAGAAGGCGUGCGCACCCACAAAGCGCGCCAUCAACGCCGACGCUCCCCGUCGCGCCACCAGCAUCUGGCAGGAGAUGUUUGGACGCGACGCGUUCUUGGACGAGCUCGCCCCACCGCCCGAGAAGGAGGAGGCAGCCGUUUCCGCCCUGCAGCGCGCCGCUGCCGGCCGGCCAGAGGCCGUUUUCGAGGGCGCGAGCCACACGCUCCCUCCGGUGGGCUUGUUGUUCGACGCUUUCAUGGACGAGCUUCUCGCCCCCCGUCCAGAGGGCCAUGAGGAGACGAUGGACGUGGACGAGGAGGAGGCGGUGACCUUCGAGGCCGUGGUGGCUCCGGAUGCUGUGCGCAGCGUGACUGAUCGCGAAGUGGAGGACCUGGAAACCUUCUUCCGCAACCUCAAGAUGGGCGCGAAGUCCAAGCCCAAGCCGCUGCCCAAGGCGGUUAAGAAGCCCAACGGCCUCCCCAACGGGAGCAGCCAUGGCCGGACUGUGUCGACGCCGGUCAAGCCGACCAAGCCGAAGAGCAAGAGCGUGCCGGGCACACCGGGCACGCCUGCCACACCCGAAAUGGUGGAUGGGAAGCGGAGCAAGAAGCGCAAGGCGCCUAGACAUAGCGAGCUGUAA